GCAAUUUCGCGCCAAACCCGCGGCGUGCACCCCGUGUGCCCUAAAAGCUCGGAGUCGAACGCUGCUGCCGGCAUGGGGCGCUCGCUGAACUGCAUCGUCGCCGUGUCCCAGAACAUGGGCAUCGGCAAAAAUGGGGACCUCCCCUGGCCCCCGCUCAGGAAUGAAUUCAAGUAUUUCCAAAGAAUGACCACAACCUCUACAGUAGAAGGUAAACAGAAUCUGGUGAUUAUGGGUAGGAAAACCUGGUUCUCCAUUCCUGAGAAGAAUCGACCUUUAAAGGACAGAAUUAAUAUAGUUCUUAGUAGAGAACUCAAGGAACCCCCACAAGGAGCUCAUUUUCUGGCCAAAAGUUUAGAUGAAGCCUUAAAACUUAUUGAGCAACCAGAAUUAAACAAUAAAGUAGACAUGGUUUGGAUAGUAGGAGGCAGUUCUGUUUAUAAGGAAGCCAUGAAUCAGCCAGGCCAUCAUAAACUAUUUGUGACACGGAUCAUGCAGGAAUUUGAAAGUGACACAUUUUUCCCAGAAAUUGAUUUGGAAAAAUAUAAACUUCUUCCAGAAUACCCAGGUGUGCUCUCUGAGGUCCAGGAGGAAAAGGGCAUUAAGUACAAAUUUGAAGUAUACGAGAAGAUUGAUUAAUAUAAAGAUGUUUUCUGGUUUAUUUCAAGUUGUGCCAAACCCUUCUCCCCUUAAAAUUAAUGCAUUUUUACAUUGGAAAAAGAUAUAUAUUUACUUUAGAUCUAUAAUUUUUUUGUUUGCUUAUGUGUUUUCUUGCAUGCUUGUUUUAUGGUUCUAGAGAUCAAGCACAGGACCUCACACAUGGUAGGUUUGCACUCUACUACCCAGUCACAGUCUUAGCCACUGGAUAAUUAUAUCUAAGCAGUAUGUUUUUAUUCCUCAUUAAUAUUAGGGAGGUUAUAUUAAAUACCAUUUAGGAAACAUCUCUUGGCAUAACUGACUCAGCACCCUUGCUCCAAGGCCAGAACUGACUUCCUCCCAAUACCUGCUCAAGACAACAUAUUUAUCUGCAAAAAGGCCUGAAGUGGGAGAGUGCCCUGGGAACAUGAGUUAAUGUAAGGGCCCACAGAGAUAGGAACUAGAUAGAUAAGUCUAUAGGGCAGGGACGGGAACAGAGAGCUAUAACUCACAUUUUUAACAGAAAAUUAGGUCAGAGUUGGGCAUGUGAAUUAUUCUGUGCACAUCACACUUCUGAACAAAGUUCUUUUGACUUAGACAGGGACUCAGUAAAUUGAGAACUCCAUCAUUAUCUAUAGGGCUGGUCAAGAAACAGAAGGAGAUUACCUAAGGAGCACUAUGAGACCUGUGAAAUUUCUUUCUAAUCUUUUGUGGGAUUCGAGGGCCACUGUGGUAAUGUUCUUUACCCAAAAGAGAGCAAUAAAAAUGAUAGCUGCAGUUAAAAA
Dipodomys spectabilis (banner-tailed kangaroo rat) is the source of this 1418-nucleotide messenger RNA. RefSeq names its product dihydrofolate reductase (gene Dhfr). Gene Ontology annotation, molecular function: NADP binding; dihydrofolate reductase activity. The transcript is spliced from 6 exons. Gene Ontology annotation, biological process: dihydrofolate metabolic process; glycine biosynthetic process; tetrahydrofolate biosynthetic process. The record is from RefSeq and is a predicted model, not a curated record. Gene Ontology annotation, cellular component: mitochondrion. The coding region runs from base 73 to 636 and encodes 187 amino acids. NCBI's taxonomy places the organism in Eukaryota, Metazoa, Chordata, Mammalia, Rodentia, Heteromyidae.